Molecule: messenger RNA, 240 nt
Organism: Fomitiporia mediterranea MF3/22
Lineage: Eukaryota; Fungi; Basidiomycota; Agaricomycetes; Hymenochaetales; Hymenochaetaceae
Exons: 4
Coding region: 1-240 (79 amino acids)
Source: RefSeq, a predicted model, not a curated record
AUGCUUGCACACUACGUUGUUUUCCUCGCCUCUUUCGCCCUUGCACUUGCUGCUCCAGCACCCGUCAAAGUUGCAGUCCCGGAUGCAAUCCAUGGACCACCACUGGGCCAGACCUUUAAGCUGAGAGAUGGAACAGAAGUCGUCGCGCACCAAGAGACAUCCCAGACGUCUGGUGGGAUCGACACUCCUAAAGAAGACAUUGUCGGUGCACCGCUAGGUGAAACUUUCCGUGCACGCUGA